Messenger RNA from Vombatus ursinus (common wombat), 5286 nucleotides. It is a transcript of the gene MAP3K7, whose product is annotated as mitogen-activated protein kinase kinase kinase 7. Gene Ontology annotation, biological process: protein phosphorylation; JNK cascade; positive regulation of canonical NF-kappaB signal transduction. Gene Ontology annotation, molecular function: MAP kinase kinase kinase activity; ATP binding; magnesium ion binding. The transcript has 17 exons. Lineage: Eukaryota; Metazoa; Chordata; Mammalia; Diprotodontia; Vombatidae. The record is from RefSeq and is a predicted model, not a curated record. The coding region runs from base 175 to 1998 and encodes 607 amino acids.
CGAGCCCGAGCCGGGACUCGGCCUCGGUCGCUACCCCGUCUACUGCUCCCCGGGCCUCCGGGUCCCCGGACUGUUGGUGUCCGGGCUGAAGGUCGGUCCGGACGACGGAGGACGCAGACCUCCGGACUGUCGGGGCGGCCUCCUGACGGGGCCCCCCGGCUGCCGAGAGGGAUCAUGUCUACUGCCUCCGCUGCCUCCUCCUCCUCCUCCUCUUCGGCGGGUGAGAUGAUCGAGACCCCCUCGCAGGUCCUCAACUUCGAAGAAAUCGACUAUAAGGAGAUCGAGGUGGAAGAGGUUGUUGGAAGAGGAGCUUUUGGAGUGGUAUGCAAAGCUAAGUGGAGAGCAAAAGAUGUGGCCAUUAAACAAAUAGAAAGUGAAUCUGAGAGAAAAGCUUUUAUUGUAGAGCUUCGACAAUUAUCCCGUGUAAACCAUCCAAAUAUUGUGAAGUUAUACGGAGCCUGUUUAAAUCCAGUAUGCCUUGUAAUGGAAUAUGCUGAAGGAGGCUCUUUAUACAAUGUGCUGCAUGGUGCCGAGCCCUUGCCAUACUACACUGCUGCCCAUGCAAUGAGCUGGUGUUUACAGUGUUCCCAGGGAGUGGCAUAUCUUCACAGUAUGCAACCGAAAGCUCUAAUUCACAGGGACUUGAAACCACCCAACUUACUGCUGGUUGCCGGGGGUACAGUUCUAAAAAUCUGUGAUUUUGGUACUGCCUGUGACAUUCAGACACACAUGACCAACAACAAGGGAAGUGCUGCUUGGAUGGCACCUGAAGUUUUUGAAGGUAGCAAUUACAGUGAAAAAUGUGAUGUCUUCAGUUGGGGUAUUAUCCUUUGGGAAGUGAUAACCCGUCGAAAACCUUUUGAUGAGAUUGGUGGUCCAGCUUUCCGCAUAAUGUGGGCUGUUCAUAAUGGUACUCGACCCCCACUGAUCAAAAAUUUGCCCAAGCCUAUUGAAAGCUUAAUGACUAGGUGUUGGUCAAAGGAUCCUUCACAACGACCUUCCAUGGAGGAAAUUGUGAAAAUAAUGACUCACUUGAUGCGGUACUUUCCAGGAGCAGAUGAGCCAUUACAAUAUCCUUGUCAGUAUUCAGAUGAAGGACAAAGUAACUCUGCCACAAGCACAGGUUCAUUCAUGGACAUCACUUCUACAAAUACCAGUAACAAGAGUGACACUAAUAUGGAACAGAUUCCAGCAACAAAUGACACCAUUAAGCGCUUAGAAUCAAAAUUGUUGAAAAAUCAAGCCAAACAACAGAGUGAUUCUGGGCGUUUAAGCUUGGGAGCGUCUCGAGGGAGCAGUGUGGAAAGUUUGCCACCAUCAUCAGAGGGCAAGAGGAUGAGUGCUGACAUGUCUGAAAUAGAAGCAAGAAUAGCUGCUACCACAGCCUGUUCCAAGCCUAAACGGGGCCAUCGUAAAACUGCUUCAUUUGGCAACAUUCUGGAUGUCCCUGAGAUCGUCAUAUCAGCAGGCAACGGACAGUCAAGGCGUAGAUCCAUUCAAGACUUGAGUGUUACUGGAACAGAACCCAGUCAGGUGAGUAGUAGGUCAUCCAGUCCUAGUGUCAGAAUGAUCACUACCUCAGGACCAACUUCUGAAAAGCCAACAAGGAGCCAUCCCUGGACUCCCGAUGAUUCCACAGAUACUAAUGGAUCAGAUAAUUCCAUCCCAAUGGCCUACCUUACGCUGGAUCACCAACUACAGCCGCUAGCACCGUGCCCAAACUCCAAAGAAUCUAUGGCUGUGUUUGAACAGCAUUGUAAAAUGGCCCAAGAAUAUAUGAAAGUUCAAACAGAAAUAGCAUUACUGUUGCAGAGAAAGCAAGAACUAGUAGCAGAACUGGACCAGGAUGAAAAAGACCAGCAAAAUACAUCUCGUCUGGUACAAGAACAUAAAAAACUUUUAGAUGAAAAUAAAAGUCUUUCUACAUACUACCAGCAAUGCAAAAAACAAUUAGAGGUCAUCAGAAGUCAACAACAAAAACGACAAGGCACUUCAUGAUUCCCUGGGACCUUGGAUUUGAAAAUCAUGCACAGAAAGACUUUUUUUUUUUUGAGGGGGGAGGGGGAACAUUAAUACUUAUAAUUCAUGAGUGUUAGCUUCUUGAUGUGUUCUAAAUGCCUACUCCCUAUAUUUGCUGCAUUUGUUACAUCAUUUAUUUUCCUAUUCUUCUGGUGGACCGGCAGUUCAACAGUCCUGUUGAAUAACAUGGAACAUCCAUGACUUGAAUAAGCAGCAGAACUUAGCAUUAAGGCAGAUACAGUGAACCAUGACUGUGCAUGCAUGCUUAUUGUGUCAAGGCUAGCCUGACAGAAAGAGGAGGUGGGUUAAAAUGGCUGCUAUAUGCAACAUCUUCUUGGUUUUCAUAUUAGCAUGUUACCUCAGUAAGAACAAAACAAAAACUUGGAGAAUAGUUUUGUUCUUGUAUCUCAUCUCAAGCAAAUUCAAAGUAUCAUUUUUAGAUGAAAAGAAGCAUGUCCCAAGUUUAAAGACAAAGUGCUGUCCUAAAAUAAUUGGUGAUACAUUGCAGAGACAGUUAAUCCAUAGGCAUGAUGUAAAAUGGAAGGCAAUCUGAUGCCAAUAUCCCUGCCUUAGUGAUUUCCUUCCAUAAGAUUUUUGGAGAUAAGUAAGCAGCUAUUGCUUCAUUUUAGAAAAGGAGCAGUUUUGGCCUUGUCUUACUGAACUGCAAUUUGAUGGCGAUACUGUAAGUAAAAUGUCUCUCUCUUUUUUAAAUGUUUUUAAUUAAUUAUGAUUGUGUGUAUGCAUGAGUCGAAACCUAAGAAGUUUUGUGCCUCUCAUAUUUCUUAAAUGAAACUAAAAGGCUAAUGAAAAUGAUCCAUCUUAAAUGAUCAUUCUUUCCACAGUAAUAUUUGCCUGGUUUUAUACUACAUAUUCAAAAAUCUAUGGAAAAAGAAGCAGGAUUCCUCACAGAUGCAAUGAGUUGUUCUGGCUUGAAAGACUUGGAUUUGGUAGAGAAUCCACUAAAUAAGGAAUAAAAGCUAGAAAAUCAGGAGGGUCAAGUCAGGAAGUAAAAAGCAAACAAUAUCAGAUCAUCAAGCACUCUCCAUAUUCCAGUGCUGUGAGUGAUGCCGGCUCGAAGCAAGCCUAUCCUAGAGUGAAUGCCUGCCACUGCCUCUUUGCCUGCAAAAAGAAGGAGCCACACUUCAUCGCUAGAAAUGGAGAGAGAGAGAGAGAGAGAGAGAAAGAGUGUGUGUGUGUGUGUGUGUGUGUGUGUGUGUGUCUCUAUAUCCUUCAUUGCCCACAAUCAUGUGGAUAGAAAUAACUUUAAAGUAGUAAUAAAAGAUCAUGGAGCACUUAGAAUUUCUAUAGCCUGGUAAUAUCUUUUCAGCUGACAUAAAGUCAGUCCCAGUGGAUAAAGUGUUAUUCUCAAAUUUUGAAAGCCUUUAUAUUUUCCAAGGAAAAAAAUUUUAAAGGAACAGGUUGCUGUGUCAUCAAAAUGCCAAAAAAGACAAUUGAAACUUUUAUGGGGGGUGUUUAGUUCUUUGGCUGUAUUUCAGAUGAGCAUUUAGUCUUAAUAUUAGAACUGUUGAUUAAAAUAUGAGUCAUAAAAAAGACAUUUUUUCUUCCAUUUUCUCUUCCCACUAAGCUUCAUGGUAUGUGUUUUUGUGUGUCCAUGUGGGUUUAUGUGCACAGGCAUUUAUUUCUAUGUAUUUGAGAGAAAUAAUAGCUAUUAUAAAGAUGAAGGAUGAUUUGUUACUAAGGUCAUUUUUAGCUUUAAUCUAUUAUUGGGAAGUCUCUGGAAGCUAAAAUUUUCAUUUUUUUAAAUAAAGGGAGGGUUAUCAUUCCCAAAUAAUUUGAUUAGCUAGCUGAAACUGAUAUUGGGAUCAACUUAAGGGCACACAUAUUUAUAGCAAAAUGUAAUUGGCAGAGAAAAUAACUGUAGAAUUAUGAAUAGCACAGUUAUCCAAAGCAUUGCUGCUUUCAUCCAUCUGUCAAUCUACUGAAAUGGACUCAGUCCAUGAUCAGUGAUUUUCAUAACAUGUUUCAAAGCAUGAUGCUUAGCAGCAUGGAUGUGAAGGCAUGAUUUCACCUGCAUGUUUAAUAAUUGCAGAUGUUAAAUCAUAUUUCAGGAUAUCCACUGGUUAUUGCUGUUACUACCCAUAUUUAAAAGGGGAAAUGGAAGUUCUUUAGCUUAUGUGAAGGUCAUGCUAAUUUGAAGACAUGGUACAUAGUUCAAAUGGCCAUUUAGAGCAGUUGCUUCUUUGUUUACAGUCAACUCGUAUUUUUUAAGUACUGUAGUUCUCCUAUACAUUGAGUGAAAUUCACCUUGUUUAGUUUUUAAGUAGUUUGUAUUGCCAGUCUAAAGUUAUGUGUGUUUAUUUUUUUGUUUUGUUUUCAUUUUUUAACAAGGGAGUAAAGACAAUGACUAAUUAUCCUUGGUGAUGGGGAACAGGGGUAGGUGGCAUGAGUCAUUUGAAUCCCUAAAUAAUCCCCAAACUUCAUGUUAACCAAUUUCUUCAACACACUCUCACUUCAACCUCCUAAACGGAGUUUUAUCAAGAAGCCAAAUUUAAUUAACUCUACAUUUUACCUUCUUGCCUUGACCAUCAUAGAUGGGCAGUGUUGAGAAGGAAGGAAAGCAAGAAUUCUAGGUGAUCCACCAACUAAAUAAUCAACCCUUGAUAACUAAAAGUUGGUUCUACCUAUGUAACAUUUGCCUACCUUAAAAAGACCUUUGAAGAAAAAUGUUUUGUUUUCUCUAAGAUCUAUGCAGUAGCAAUGACUUUUUUGAGUCAAACAAAAAAUCAACCACCAGUAUUUUCCUUAUAGCACCAUUAGCAUGUUCUGAAGGCUUUUAUUAUACAGUUGUUUACAAAUGUCGUACUUGUCUUUUUUGUUAAAAUAUUUUGGCGUGUUGACUAUUUUCCAUGUUACUCUUAUGUUCCUAAUUAAAGUUAUCCCUCCAUAUAUUCAUAGAGGUGAAGCAUCUAUUUUUUUCUCUUCCUCUUCCCCCUUUUUAAAAUUCUGACUUUCACCUCCUUGUUUUUUGCCUUAAAAAGUUGAUGAAUUCUGCUUAUAUCAUUCAGAAUUUUUAUGUAAGAUAUUGUGUAAUGCCAGUAUGCUUCUGUAUUCUAUGUGAUUCUAACACCCCAAAAUGCUUUUUUAGAUUUAUUUUUGUUUUUGAUGAAAAAUUGAAGAUUGUAAUUCAAAACUUGUAUAUAAAAUGGCAGAUGAUUUCAUAUGAUAGAGGAAUGAGCUGUGUGGCUUUCUGCUGCAACAGUGUAUUUACCUUAUACAAAAUCUAAUAAAAAUUGAAAAUUUUCAGUA